Messenger RNA from Coregonus clupeaformis (lake whitefish), 1064 nucleotides. Its product is annotated as gem-associated protein 6. Gene Ontology annotation, biological process: spliceosomal snRNP assembly; spliceosomal complex assembly. The record is from RefSeq and is a predicted model, not a curated record. Lineage: Eukaryota; Metazoa; Chordata; Actinopteri; Salmoniformes; Salmonidae. The transcript is spliced from 2 exons. Bases 129 to 644 code for a protein of 171 amino acids. Gene Ontology annotation, cellular component: SMN complex; nucleus.
CGGCACAUUUGACCGUUGGACAAAUUCAACCACAGGCUCAAUUCAGCUAGCCAGUGGCCAGCUGCAGCACCUGAUUUGGAGAUUAAAGCUCAGUUUAGGUUAUUUUCCGUCAGUAUAUUGAACCAGUCAUGGACGAGUGGCGUCAACUGAAGCCACUGGAGUGGUGUAAAUAUGUCAACAAAGAGGUCAAAGUGACAGCGCACGAGAAACAACAACAUAAUGGUUGGGUUUUUACCGUUGAUCCAGUAUCUGCCAGCAUCGUCCUAGUGACCUUCCAGGAGAAGGGAGGCACGCCGACGGUCCGAGUUGUGACAGGCCACGCAGUGCAGGAGGUGGAGAUCCUCCAGGAGGGCAACGAGGAAAUGGCGGGACGGCUGAGGGUUGUUUUUACACCCCCGGGAGCCCGCGCACUUGGCCCGGAAGAAGUGAGACGCAGGAAAGAGAGCCUCCGCCUGUGGCUGGAAAAGAACCGCAUCCCCGUGGAAGAGAAGGGCGAGAUGCUGCGUGUGGCCAACGUGCUGACAGUGAGCGCCCCCUACGGAGCGGAAGACUGUAGCAGCUCCAACGAGAUCAUCCUGGCCCGAGUGCAGAGCCUGGUGGAGAGCAACCCCAAUUCAACUCCAGACCAGCCUGCCAACUCCUGAUGAAGGAUGCACUUUGACACAUAGGGCUGGUUUCCCACACACAGAUCAGGCUCAGCCUAGUCCUGGAAUAAAAUACAUUAUCUAUUUGCUUGAUCGCCAUUGAAAUAGUAUUUUAGUCCAGUACUAAGCUUAAUCUGUGUCAGGGAAACCAGCCCAUAGUGUAUCUCAAUAGUCUAAAAUGGUCUUAUCUCCUAUCCUUCAUCAGCCUCUGUGGAAAAAAACUGGACUGGGAAUUGGGUCUUGGCCAUGUGUCUUUCACCUAUCCUACGUUUUUAGAUAAGUGAAGGUCGAGGAGAGGAGGAGAGAAAGCCACUCUAGACUGUUGGGAUGAACCGAGAGACACUUAGGGUGCGUUCGUAAAUUCACUCUACUCCCGAUUUCAGAGCACUCUCGUCUGAGUGUGCCAGAGCGCAGAAUAUC